Messenger RNA from Theobroma umbraticum, 1290 nucleotides. Its product is annotated as bidirectional sugar transporter SWEET10-like. Gene Ontology annotation, biological process: carbohydrate transport. Gene Ontology annotation, cellular component: membrane. NCBI's taxonomy places the organism in Eukaryota, Viridiplantae, Streptophyta, Magnoliopsida, Malvales, Malvaceae. The record is from RefSeq and is a predicted model, not a curated record. Gene Ontology annotation, molecular function: sugar transmembrane transporter activity.
GGAGUGAGAGUAAAUAGAUAGCAAGAGCCUCACUUGACAACACACACUUCUUUUGAGAGAGAGAGAGAUUGAGAGAGAAAGAGAGGAAACGAUUACUUUAACAUCUAAUAGCAAUAGAGAUGGCUCUUCACCUGCCUUGGACUUUCGUUUUUGGCGUUCUAGGCAACGUCGUUUCAUUUUUGGUUUCCCUUGCUCCUUUGCCAACGUUUUACCAAAUAUACACGAAGAGAACAUCCGAAGGGUUCCAAUCAAUUCCUUACGUGGUGUCUCUCUUCAGUGCGAUGCUUUGGAUUUACUACGCACUACUUAAGAAGGAUGCUGUGCUUCUCAUAACCAUCAACACUUUCUGCUGCUUCAUUCAGACUUUUUACAUUGUUGCUUACUUUUACUAUGCUCCCAAGAAGGAAAAGGUCAUGACUGUGAAGCUUAUCCUUCUGUUCAAUAUUUUCGGGUUCGGAGUUAUCUUUCUCUCAACUUUCUUCCUACAAAACCCCUUGACCCGCCUCCAUGUUCUUGGAUAUAUAUGCAUGGCAUUCGCUUUGAGUGUGUUCGUUGCACCUCUUUGCAUUUUGAGAAAAGUCAUAAAAACCAAGAGCGUUGAAUACAUGCCAUUUACUUUGUCAGUGUUCCUCACCUUAGGGGCUGUGAUGUGGUUCUUCUAUGGCCUUCUGUUGAAGGAUAUGAACAUUGCCGUUCCAAAUGUACUUGGCUUCAUCUUUGGAAUUCUUCAAAUGAUACUUUAUGCAAUCUACAAAAACCACCCCAAGAAAAUGGUGGAAGAUCCAAAGCUUCACCAACUAUCAGAGCACAUCGUUGACGUUGUCAAACUAGGCACCAUGGUGUGCUCAGAAGUGAACGCUGUGGCUCCUCAGCCAAACGAGACAAACAACAAUGGAGGAGUUGUUGAAGCUCAAAAUAUUAAGGGAAUCACUGCGGAUCAUGACGCUUCCAACAAAGUUUAAAGUAUAUGCAUAUUCAAGUGUGGGAGGCGCCACAAAAAGAAGGUCCACUUGGAUAUGUCUACGCCACGUGUAGUUUGAGUUUGCAUGGAACACAUCUACCGGAGCCACGCAAAAUAAAUUUCCAGCCCUUUACUUGCGCACUUUGAUUUUAAAUUAAUGUUUUUUAAUGUCCCCUCUCAUCAGGAGUCCAAUGUUCGUGUCCAUUCUGUCCCUCAUCAGUCAACACCCUGGAAUCUUUCUCUCCCCAUCUCUCUCAUAUCUUAAUCUGUAUUCUGUAAUUACUUUUCUGUUGAUGUUUAAUUAAUGAAAUGUCUAUAUUUUAUAAUAA